CCCGCGGCCGUCGACGAGGAGCGCAAGAAGUCGUCUGCCAUGCGCCCUCCCAAGUCCGGCCAGUUUUCUGGGCGUAUGACCGGCAAAUCCGGCCAGUGGCGCAAGUCGGGUCCCAUCGAGGAGGAGGAGGAGGACCCGUUCAUCGACGACGACAUCCCCGACGACUUCAACCGCGGGAAGCUGGACGCUCUCACCAUACUGCAGUGGGUGAGCCUGGUGAUCAUCAUCGGGGCACUGGCGUGCAGCCUCGCGAUAAGGCCGCUGUCACGGAAGCGGCUCUGGGAGCUGCACCUCUGGAAGUGGGAGCUCCUCGUGUUGGUGCUCAUCUGCGGCCGCCUCGUCUCCGGCUGGGCCAUCCGGAUCGCGGUCUUCUGCGUGGAGCGCAACUUCGUGCUGCGCAAGCGCGUGCUCUACUUCGUCUACGGCGUGCGCGGCGCCGUGCAGAACGCGCUCUGGCUCGGCAUGGUGCUCGCCUCCUGGCACUUCCUGUUCGACGAGGGCAUCAACACGGCGGUGCUGCCCUACGUGACCAAGGUGCUACUCUGCCUCCUCGUUGCCACGCUCGUCCGCCUCGUCAAGACGCUUCUCCUCAAGGUGCUCGCCUCGUCCUUCCAUGUCUCCACAUACUUCGAUCGGAUCCAGGAGGCGCUCUUCAACCAGUACGUCAUCGACACGCUCUCCGGGCCACAGCUGGUCGACGAGGACUACGUGAUCGCCGAGGUGCGCGAGCUCCAGCGCGCCGGCGCAGACAUCCCGAAAGAGCUGCAUCCCGCCUUGCCAACCAAGAACCUGUCGGGGCAAAGGGGCACCCGGGUCUCGGGUUUGAUCUCCAGGGGAAUCAAUCCGCUGUCCAAGGAGAAGAAGCGGCGUGAGGCUGAUGAAGGGAUCACCAUUGACAAGCUCCAUAGGCUCAACCAGAGAAACGUCUCGGCAUGGAACAUGAAGAGGCUCGUGAAGAUUGUUCGUUUCGAGACGCUCGCCACAAUGGACGAGCAGAUCCAGCAGGCAACUACAGGGGACGGGGCCGAGUCAGGGACACAGAUUCACACCGAAUAUGAGGCGCAGCUCGCCGCCAAGAAGAUCUUUCACAACGUAGCCAAGCCUGGUUCCAAGCACAUAUACUUGGCAGACAUGAUGCGCUUCAUGAAGCAGGAGGAAGCCAUCAAAGCUAUGCAUCUUUUUGAAGGAGCACAAGAGCACUGUAGGGUCGGCAAGAAGUCUAUGAAGAACUGGGUGGUGAAUGCAUUUAGAGAGCGCAAAGCUCUUGCCCUCACACUUAACGAUACAAAAACAGCAGUUAACAAGCUUAACCAGAUGGCCAAUGUUGUUGUUGGCCUCAUAGUGUUUGCUCUUUGGCUUCUAAUUCUCGGCGUAGCGACGACACAUUUCUUUGUCUUCCUCAGUUCGCAGCUUCUUGUGGCAGUGUUUGUAUUCGGAAAUACCUUGAAGACGAUUUUUGAGGCAAUAAUCUUCUUAUUCGUGAUGCAUCCUUUCGACGUCGGCGACCGCUGUGAAAUUGAAGAGGUUCAGGUCGUUGUGGAGGAAAUGAAUAUCAUGACAACAAUCUUUCUUCGUUACGAUAAUUUGAAGAUCUAUUACCCAAACAGUGUGUUGGCCACCAAACCAAUUUUUAAUUUCUACAGGAGUCCUGAUAUGGGAGAAGGAGUUGACUUCUCUGUCCAUGUUGCCACCCCGCUGGAAAAACUGGCGCUCAUGAAGGAAAGAAUACUACGUUACAUUGACAGUAAGAAGGAACAUUGGUACCCCGGUGCGAUGGUUGUCCUCCGGGAUGUAGAUGACACCAACAAGCUAAAAGUGUCCAUAUGGCUCCGACACACACUCAACUUUCAGGACAUGGGGAUGAGGUUCGUGAGGAGGGAACUCGUGCUCCAAGAGAUGAUCAGAGUCUUGAAGGACCUCAAUAUUGAGUACCGGAUGUUGCCCCUUGACGUGAACGUGCGAAACGCGCCCCCUCUGCAAUCCACAAGGAUGCCGACGACAUGGAAUUAUUCAUGAAGUGGCGGGGGAAUCCCGUUAUGAUACCACAUAUACAACAAUUACCGUCUCUAUGAUGUGGUGAGAACUGGUAGCAACUAUAGCCAGUAGCUAAUUGAGUUGUCAGUGUGCAUGCAGCUGCGGCGACCAUUGUAAGAGUGUGUUGUGUGGUAUCAAAAGCUUUAAUACACUCGAAGAUAGGCAUACAGAUAGUGGCCGUUCAAAAUAUUGAAAGCAGUCAAUUGCAUAGUUUAGACAAAGCAAUGCUACACUUAUGGUUUGACGAUUACAGAUUAACAUGGUUAUCA
Messenger RNA from Triticum urartu, 2303 nucleotides. RefSeq names its product mechanosensitive ion channel protein 6. The record is from RefSeq and is a predicted model, not a curated record. Gene Ontology annotation, biological process: transmembrane transport; monoatomic anion transport. Gene Ontology annotation, molecular function: mechanosensitive monoatomic ion channel activity. Gene Ontology annotation, cellular component: plasma membrane. NCBI's taxonomy places the organism in Eukaryota, Viridiplantae, Streptophyta, Magnoliopsida, Poales, Poaceae.